CAUGUAUUGUGCGCAUUUGAAUUAUUCCAGGUACAAGCUAUUGACAGCUACCGACUUUCAGUUUCGAUUUCACUUCACACACGUGUAGGUUGUAAACAUUGAUGUUUUGGGUGGUUUAGACAGUAGAUAACUACUUUGAUGAUUUAGACCAUUAUGAUUCAUCACUUUUUAUGCCAUUUAAAACCUUCGAAUGAUAGAUUUAACAAUUUAAUGAAAACGACUAUCGGGGGAUUCCACUCCUCUUUUAGCAAAAGUUGUGACGUAGUGCGCAAAUGGGAUAUCCUCCUCACAACGUAGCGAAGCAUUUCCGCUGAAUUUCCCUCCCGCUGUACAGGUGGGUGUCGGACCGUAUGUUUACUUUCCCACCGGCUAUGGAGAGGUGACAUGAAACGGUACCGCAUACACAGAAUGCGUGAGGGAAGAGAAACAUUAUUAUUAUUAUUACGGUAGUUAGUACGUUCUGUGAGAGGAGGAGAAGAAAGACUCAAACCAUGAGCAUGGAGAAGACGAUGCACUACACCUCCGUAAACCAUGCUCACCAGGCCAUCGAGCAGAUCAACCAGCUGCGGAACCGACGAGAACUCUGCGACAUCAUCCUGCGCUGCAAUGAGACCAGAAUCUUUGCCCACAAGUUGGUGCUGUCGGUCAAUUCUCCCUACUUCAAGGGUCUCAUGAACACCCGCUACUACAUGGAGCCUGGGUUGUACGAACAUCCGCUGAAAGGUGUGGAGGGGGAUGCAGUGCAGACCAUCGUGAAUUUCUUCUACACCGCCACCGUGUCUGUGAACGAGGAGACAGUGUGGGAUUUGUUGCCGGCGGCUGCUAAGUUGCAUGUUGCUGAGAUUCAAAGCUUGUGCAGCAACUUUCUGCUUUCGAUACUAGACAUUGAAAACUGCCUGAAGAUCCAUCAUAUAGCUACGGAAUGCUUAGCUUCCAAUCUCCUAAAAGAAAGCACCGACUUCAUUAAAGAAAAUUUUGACAAGCUAUUGGAUGAAGACUGCUUUUUGGACUUGGAGUUCGGAGAGGCCAUGCCACACCUGAAACGUCUAGGAGACACGGGACUUACCAACGACCAAGUUCUUCAUGCCAUCAAGUGUUGGAUGGUCGCUGCCAUCGAUGAAAGACAGGUGUUUGGACCAAAGAUCAUCAAGAAGUUUCCAAACCUUGCUGCCAAGCUUGAAGAGUUCAUUCCACUAGAGUUCCUUGAAAACGAAAGUGAAAUUCAGGGUACGCAAGUGAAAGCUUCAAAGAGAAAGGGACUUAAAUUACCCCUGCGUCAAGUUUAUACUAGUACCCACAAUGACCAAUCAGCUGAAAGAACCCCGCUUUUGCCCCACACUAGCACCCCCAAGACUCCUUAUGAAAAUGGUAUUGGCUCACACAAUGGCUCAGACAAGGGAGGGAGUGACAACAGCUGUUCCCCCCACAGCAACAAACCCCAGGGGCCAAGUCAGACCCCCACAGUCCCCAAUGGCAAGGCCGAGGAGAAUUUCAUGUGCUUUGAGUGUGCAGAGGAAUUUGAUACCAAGGCAGAGUUGGAGGAACAUGCCAAGGGCCACAAGGUGUACAUAAAGAAAGAGAACAUAUCGCCCAAUCAAAACCAUGCUUCAAAGCAGUCCAGCAAAAGUAACAGUCCUAAUUCUUUGUCCUAUAGCCCUACCCCCACCAAAUUCUCAACCCCACCCCCACGGUCAUUCAGCCCGUACGAGGACUACAUCAAGAUGAAUGCCAACAAGUCACUUGACUUUAGUAGCAGUCUUUCCAGUUACCUUAACAACACUGAUGACUCAGGCGGGUCAUAUUUUGACCAGUACAUGAGAGCUCGAGGACUGGACAGCCCCAGCUUUGGCCAGAGGUACUCCCGAUCUCCCACACCCAGUCGUGUUCAGUCCACCAACCCUCUGCUCAUUACAGUCACCAGUGGAACAGUGGACGGGAGCGACAUGAAGUUCAUUUGCCCUGUGUGCGGCAAGAGUUACCUGGACAAGGACUCCCUCAGCAGACAUUAUGAAACCCAUUCUCACUUCCCGUGCAAUGUGUGUGGAAAAACGUACAGCACGAAAUCAAACCUGCACACUCACAUGAAGAAACACUCGGACGACAAAACCUACUCCUGUAACACGUGUGAUAAAACUUUCACCAGUCCAUCUGUUCUCAAAACUCACUUGCGCACACACACUGGAGAGAAGCCCUUUAUCUGUCCAACAUGCGGAGUAGCUUUUGCAAAAAACAUCCACCUGAAGCGACACUUGUCCAUCCACACUGGAAUUAAACCCCACGAGUGUAAAGUUUGCAACAAGAGGUUCAGCCGCUCCGACCAUCUGAAGCGCCACGUCCAGAGCAUCCACACACAGGACAGACCCCACAUCUGCUCACUGUGUGGCAAGGACUUCGUUCGCAAGUACGAACUCAACAAACACAUGAAGCAGUCACAUUGGGGCUUCACAGUGGGAGAGGAGGACCAGGAGAUGGAUUCCUCCGUUAAUGAACCCAUGGACACAAGUUCCAUGGCCAGCAUGCAUGCAGCCAUGGCGAAAGGGUUCGUUCCGUUCAGUGAAUCAAAAGGAGAUACUUCUUUAGAGGACGAGGAGAAUUCGCCGGGUAAGAAAGGCUUGGUGUCUCCCACCGAUAGAAUUCCAGUGACCGUCAAGGAGGAGCCUAUAUCUCCUUCCAAGUAGGGAAAGACAUGUAACCUAAGCUACACGAACGACUGGAAAUAGAGUCUAUCUUUAAAAAAAAACGUAUGUUAUUUGCACUUGACUUAUUCAGAAAUGUUAUUCAUGUUUGUUUGUUUUUUUUGAUAUUGCAUAUUUUUUGUAUGACAGAAAUUAUUAUUAUUAUAUGAGACAUUCCUGUUUUGCUCUGCAAGCCUUAUUAAUACUACAUUGCCUAGUCUGCAUAAAGGGAAGUAACUCAAUAUUUUUUACUGGAGCCUUGUGGCUGUUGUGUUUUGUUUGCCUUUUAAUAAUUGGAAAUAGAGAUGUUACCCAUGUAUGCAUAGUUUUCUUGCAUGUUACAGAUUAUGUUGACAGAAUCUCAGAGAUAUAAUUUAUUUUUCCUUGUUAUUUUUCAAAUGCAUAGUUCUAUUUACAUGAAGUAGCUUGCCUAGAUUUUUUGAAUAAAGAUUUAACAUUUUAUUAUUAUUUGAUCUUAGCAUAAUGAAUCUAUAUUUGAAAAGAUGUUUAAAAAGAACUAUAAAAGUUUUGCCAUUCUUUCUGAUUUUAUAUCAUCUUUUUCCUUCUUUCUUUAAAAAUAACUUCCAUGACAACUAUCUCAUACAAGUAUACAUUCCAAGAUGUUUUUACCUUUUACUAAAUCAAAGAAGCAACAUUUAUUUAUGUAAAAUAAAUGCUCUGCAACAUAAAUUUCUUCUAAUUUUCAAAUAUAUGUCGAUCCAUAAAUUUUAAGAUAGAUGAUUUCUUAUCAAUAAGAAAAAUAUAUUUGUGUCAGACAUAUAUGUAAUAUAAAAUUAGAGUUAAAUGAUACUAUUUUCAUUAGGUAUAUAUAUAUCAGUGUAUUGCCUAUCCAAUAUGUAGUCAUGUUGUUAUUUUUUGUGACGUUUGAACCACUUGGGCUUUCAUUGAAGAGAUGGGGAUGUCCAUGACAUGUUAUGUGUGUGCAAGUUCACUCUUGUUUUGGCUGUAGAGAAAUGCUCAAUUUUAUCAGAGAGUUCUAUAUGAUUUUUUUUUGUUAAGUGCUUCAUAUGUUUAUUUUUCAUAGUUUUUGUGACAUAGUUAUUCUUAUUUAAUCUGGUCUUGUUUUCAAGUGUAAUUUCUCUGUGCACAUGUUUAUUUUUUUUUCUUGUGUGUGUAAUUUAUUAAUAUUGUGGAUGACAACAGAAAAGAACAUAUAUACCUAUAUAUAUAUACAAUGCAUUUAUUUCUUGUUUCAUGUCUUUCAUCUUGCAUUCAGCUCUUAGCUGGCUGUAGAUAAGUGGAUUUAUUAUUAUGGUUUAGUUUUUUUUUUGUCGAGAUUAUAAAAGUUAUAUUAGCUAUACAUUCCAGAACUUAAAUAUUGUCAUUGAUAAAGAGAAAUGUGUUUAACUUAUUGGACUCAAUAUUUGUAUUGGUUAUCCAGAUUUAAUAUAAGGUGUACAAUAAAAUUGAAAUAUUUUGAUAAUAGCCUACAUGUUGAUUUCUACUUAUCAGCUGUUAAUUCUAAGCCAUAAGGAUAUAUCUCACAAAUGGAAGAACUUUUAAACAGUUAUGGCUUUUAUUUUAUUUUUAAAAAAUUCAUAAAUACUUAUUGAAAAAUUCUUCAUUUUAAAUGUAACAAAUUAUGGCUUGAAAUUAAAAUUGUAUUUAGAAAUAUAAAAAAAAUUGCAAAAGAUGCUGCUAAAGUGCUAAACUUCAGACUAGACAUGACUAUGUUUUGAACUGUAACCUCUCCCCUUUUCUGUUCAACAUUUGUGGCAUAUGAAUUGGUGAAAAUUACUGAACAGUAGCAGUGCUUUGUGAAUAGUCAAGGACAUGUAUUUACAGAGUUUUAAGGUACCGGUAAUGCAACAUCUGUGCAACGUAAGAUUUAACUUUUUAGAUGAUUUUUUAAAAACAUUUAUUUGAAUCUGUGAAAAAUAUGUGAAGUGCUCAUUGAACCAAUUAUGUGUGCAAAUCAGGUAUACAUUCCACCGUACAACCAAGAGAAAGAAAAGAAAUAUUUUGCUCUCAAUUGUAUAUUUUUCUUGCAUAUUUUGAUAAAUCUGUGUGUCAAGGUGGACUCCAUUGUUAUACUGAAUUUGACUGCUCCCUGAGAUUAUGUCGUUACACUGUGUUUUAUAAUGUUUUGUUUUUCUCUGUGAGAACGUUUUCUUUGUGACCGUGAAGAUUUGUUCAUAAUUCUGGUCAAGUAUUAAAAUUUCUUUAAAUGGAACAUUC
Messenger RNA from Magallana angulata, 4874 nucleotides. RefSeq names its product zinc finger protein 235-like. Lineage: Eukaryota; Metazoa; Mollusca; Bivalvia; Ostreida; Ostreidae. The transcript has 5 exons. The coding region runs from base 492 to 2678 and encodes 728 amino acids. Gene Ontology annotation, molecular function: DNA-binding transcription factor activity, RNA polymerase II-specific; protein binding; RNA polymerase II cis-regulatory region sequence-specific DNA binding. Gene Ontology annotation, cellular component: nucleus. Gene Ontology annotation, biological process: regulation of transcription by RNA polymerase II. The record is from RefSeq and is a predicted model, not a curated record.